This is a messenger RNA of Teleopsis dalmanni, 303 nucleotides long. RefSeq lists its product as uncharacterized. The transcript has a single exon. The record is from RefSeq and is a predicted model, not a curated record. Lineage: Eukaryota; Metazoa; Arthropoda; Insecta; Diptera; Diopsidae. The annotation marks the transcript as partial.
AUGGAAUUAACACGUGAACAUUUUCGUGCGAUCAUUUUUCACAAGUUUCGACGUGAAUUAUCACUGCAAGAGUGCAUUGAUGAAUUUAAAUCUUUCUUUGGCGAUGAAGCACCAUCCCAUAACACUGUGAAAAACUGGUUUAAUGAAUUUAAUCGUGGCCGACGCUCGCUCAACGACGAAUUCCGUGAAGCUCGUCCAAAAACGUCCGUUGUGCCAGAGAACGUUGAUGCUGUGCGCGAACUGAUAAUGCAAGAAGAGACCAGCAUACAUUCGAUAUUGCAUAUACACCUGGCCGUAAAAAAG